UUCUUCAAACCUUCUGUUUCGUAGUCCUGAGGGGCUCACAGGGAUGACGCACCUCCGCUUAAGUUUCUGCUUUACGUGCACCAAGUGACUUCAAAUAAUAGCAAGCUCAUCUGCAGCCCCAGGAGAACACGGCGACGCUCGCCACGCCCCCUCGCCUCGUAUGUCCCGCCCCUGGUCGGGUUGCCUCUACUCUCGGCGGAGCUCCUUUCCCGCUCGGACGCACCUCGGGAAAGAGUGGGUCGCUGCCCAAGAUGGCGGGCUUAUUGAAGACGGCGGUGGCGGCUGCGGGCGCACUAGGGCUUUUUACCAGACUUCAGACUUCAGCUCCAAAAGUAAACGCUUUUUCCACAUCACAGUCCUCGUAUCAAGUGGCAGGUCCUAUGUGGAACCUGGGUCGACUCAAUCAUGUAGCAAUUGCAGUGCCAGACUUGGAAAAAGCCUCGGCUUUUUAUAAGAAUGUUCUGGGGGCCCAGGUAAGUGAGGUGGUCCCUGUUCCUGAGCACAGAGUGUCUGUUGUUUUUGUCAACCUGGGAAAUACCAAGAUGGAACUGCUUCAUCCACUGGGAGACGACAGCCCAAUUGCAGGUUUUCUGCAGAAAAACAAGGCUGGAGGAAUCCAUCAUGUCUGCAUUGAGGAUCUGCCCUGUUGGCUAUGGUACCAGAUUGCCUUCAUCGUAUCAGCUGAUUUAAAUUUGAGGCAGGGCGCUCCCUUGUUUGUGGGGAGAACUGGAGUAGCCCAAAGCAAGGUGUUGCGGCCAGAGUGGGGUAAGAAGGGCAUCUCCAAGUGGGAGCUGCCUGCCAUGGGAAAGCCGGGGACUGAGGAAGAUGCCCAGGCGGGGGGAGGUCCAGCUCAGGGUGCAGUAUCCGAGCAGGGCGGGGUGGGGCCGUACCUGCAGGGAGGCGGCUCAGCUUCAGUGUCAGAGUGCGAGGGUCAUCAGCAUGGAAGGUUAGCCUAG
Molecule: messenger RNA, 956 nt
Organism: Suricata suricatta (meerkat)
Lineage: Eukaryota; Metazoa; Chordata; Mammalia; Carnivora; Herpestidae
Gene: MCEE
Product: methylmalonyl-CoA epimerase
Exons: 4
Coding region: 252-956 (234 amino acids)
Biological process (GO): L-methylmalonyl-CoA metabolic process
Cellular component (GO): mitochondrion
Molecular function (GO): methylmalonyl-CoA epimerase activity
Source: RefSeq, a predicted model, not a curated record